Messenger RNA from Merops nubicus (carmine bee-eater), 846 nucleotides. Its product is annotated as actin filament-associated protein 1-like 2. The record is from RefSeq and is a predicted model, not a curated record. Lineage: Eukaryota; Metazoa; Chordata; Aves; Coraciiformes; Meropidae. The annotation marks the transcript as partial. Gene Ontology annotation, biological process: regulation of mitotic cell cycle; inflammatory response; positive regulation of DNA-templated transcription. Gene Ontology annotation, cellular component: cytosol. Gene Ontology annotation, molecular function: SH2 domain binding; SH3 domain binding. The transcript is spliced from 4 exons.
CGACCGCCGUGGAGACCAAGCUGGGCAAGAACAGGACAGAGGCAGAGGUGAAGCGCUUCACAGAGGAGAAGGAGAGGCUGGAGAAGGAGAAGGAUGAAAUCCGGGGCCAGCUCACCCAGCUGCGCAAGGAGAGGCGGGAGCUGAAGGAAAUGCUCGGGGGCAGCACAGACAAGAGCCUGGAGCAGAGGCUGAAGGAGAUAGAAGAAGAAUGCAAAAGGAAGGAGAGCCGGAGAGUGGACCUGGAGCUGAGCCUGGUGGAGGUGAAGGAGAACCUGAAGAAGGCAGAGUCCGGCCCCGUGACGCUGGGCACGGCGGUGGACACCACACACCUGGAGAACGCAGCCCCUCGGAUUCAGGCAAAAAUUGCCACUCCAGCAAACAGUGCCGAGAACUCACCAGUCAAUUCAGCAACAGCUUUAAAAAACCGGCCCCUAUCCGUCAUGGUGACAGGGAAGGGAACAGUGCUACAGAAAGCAAAGGAAUGGGAGAAGAAGGGAGCUAGUUAGAACCACGCUUUUCAGAGAUGGACUAAAGACUGGAAUUGGCCGUGCAUGGCCAAGGGGAUUCAAUCAUCUGUAGGUGGAGGUUGGGUGUGCACCACAACCCACACCAAGAGCCUCCUCCACCCUGCACCAACUGCUCAGAUGCAGCAAUGGAGUCAGCAGCUGCUGAGACGAGUUAUCCCAAAUGACCUCGCUCUUUCCAGACAAGUCCCAAUCAUGUAGCUACAACAAUAACCACCAGUGGCAAUCCUUGCAUCAAAUUCCUAACCCAGUUGAUGUAAACAAGAAUGUUACUGUACAUAGGAGUGUUUCUGUGUAUUUCUACUCUGAAGGUUUAUCAAUG